GAAGAUUCUCAAGGAUCGCUUCACCAGGGCAAUACGAGAUUCAUCUCGGAUGAACCCAGGGGAGUCGAGGACGGAUCUCAUAGUACUCUUGCGGAUAACAUGGAACCAGAUCAUGCUACCUAUCGUCGGCGUACUCGAGCACGUUCUCAAACUAAAGCACCGCUCUCGAAUCUGGUUGUGUCCCACUGCAGCUUUUACGUCCAUCCCUCUCCAUGCAGUUCAUCCGUUUCAAACAAAGGCAGAUCGUUCUGGGAAGGCGCUGUGCCUGGAGGAUCUCUACAUUUGCUCUUACACGCGGACACUUUCGGCUCUGAUAAGAUCUAGACAGUUGGUAAAGAAGCGCGUGCCUCCGUCCUUUGUGGCGAUCGGACAGGGUCAACCAGGUGCAGGGAAAGGGAAGGCACUCUUGGCUGUCGAUAGCGAGCUCGAGCUUGUCUAUAAGCUCGUCCCUGCGACUGCCAACUGCACCACUAUUUCUGACGACGCAGCUACACGAGCAAGUGCACUCUCAGCUUUGCAGCAGAACACCUGGGCGUACCUUGCUUGUCGUGGCAAGCAGGAUCCUACGCAGCCUUAUGAUUCGCAUUUCGUCAUGAGAGAUGAACAUCUGACGCUGCUCGAUAUCAUGGAGAGACAUCUUCCGCAGGCCGAGUUUGCGUUCUUAUCGGCUUGUCACACCGCUGUAGGCCAUGAAAAGACGCCUGAUGAAGUGAUCCACCUCGCAGCUGGUCUCCAGUUUUCAGGGUUCAAGAGCGUCGUUGGCACGCUGUGGGAGGUCGACGAUGCUGUCGCGAAACACGUUGUCGAAGCUUUCUGCAAGUAUAUGUUUGGAGAUUUGAAGAAUGGGACUGUACGAGGGCAGCCUGGGCACUCAACUGUGCUACGCACGCGGUGAAGACGAAAGUGCCGCUCGAGCAGAGGAUGGUAUUUGUUCAUAUUGGUGUGUAGUUCUACGUCGUAUUGACGGUCGUCUGGUAUACAUUCACAUG
Suillus plorans is the source of this 989-nucleotide messenger RNA. Its product is annotated as CHAT domain-containing protein. The record is from RefSeq and is a predicted model, not a curated record. The transcript has a single exon. The coding region runs from base 50 to 895 and encodes 281 amino acids. NCBI's taxonomy places the organism in Eukaryota, Fungi, Basidiomycota, Agaricomycetes, Boletales, Suillaceae.